GAAAGUGUUGACUAUAGACGACCUGGGCAACUUGGAAGCCAGAGUGUUGAUCCAAGAGGACGGAAAUUUGUGAAACGCUUGGUUGAUAUACGAGAACUCAAUGAACAAGCAAAAGUUAUUGAUGAUCUCAAAAAACUUGGGGCAAGCGAAGGAACCAUAAACCAGGAAAUUCAGCGCUAUCAACACUUGGAGUCAGUGGCAGUAAAUGACAUCCGCAGAGAUGUUCGAAAGAAGCUGCGCAGAUCUAGCAUGAGGGCAGCCUCCUUGAAAGAUAAAUGGGGUCUUGGAUAUAAACCAAGCUACAACCGUUCCAAGAGUAUCACUGCUUCUGGAAGACCACCUCUGAAACGAACAGAAAGAGCCAGUUCUAGAGUAGAUGGUGAAGAGCUUCCUGAAAUUCGUAUUGAAGCUGCUUCUCCUGCAGGUCCAAGAGUGACAUUCAACAUUCAAGAUAGCUUUCCAGAGGAGGUAGAUGGUGAUCUGUUGUCAGUUACCAUUGAUGGUCCAUCUCAUUACUCAUCCAUUAGUGAUGGUGCACAUCCUGUGUUCAGUUCCCCAAACACCCCACUAGUGUUUUCACCAGGCAUUCCUUUCCAGACUGAAGAAAAACGAGAAGAUACUUCUUCCUCAUCCUCUGAGGAGUCUGAAAAAGAGGAAGACCAUGAAAGGGAGAAGAUGUAUAUAUACAGGAAACCUCAGCAAAGUAGUCGCAAGAAAUCCUCUGGAUUUGCUGCAGUCCAUCAACUUUUCACAGAGCGUUGGCCUAGCACACCAUCCAACCGCAAUGUAUCCAGCACUACCACUGAGAGAAAUAUAGACUUUGAACUAGACAUAAGAGUGGAAAUUGACAGUGGUAAAUGUGUGCUGCAUCCCACAACUCUGCAACAGGACCAUGAUGAAAUCAGUUUGAGAAGGAGUUAUGACAGAAGCUCACGUAGUCUUGACCAAGAUUCUCCAUCUAAGAAGAAAAAAUUACAGAACAACUAUGCAUCUACCACUCAUCUACUGGCUGGAAAGAAAGUGCCAUCAUCUCUCCAAACAAAGUCAAGUGACUCAGAAACUACAGUUUUUUAUAUUCCUGGAGUUGAUGUGAAGUUGCAUUACAACUCAAAAACACUGAAAACUGAAUCGCCAAAUGCCUCAAGAGGAUCAUCUUUGCCAAGAACUCUUUCAAAAGAAUCCAAGUUGUAUGCCAAAGGAAAGGGAAGUGGUGGAGUGAAAACAGCAAAAUUGUAUGCUUGGGUAGCACUGCAGUCUUUGCCUGAAGAAAUGGUCAUCAGUCCAAACCUGCUUGAUUUUCUGGAGAAGGCCUUGGAGACCAUACCCAUUACACCAAUAGAACGAAACUACGCUGCAGUGAGUGCUCAGGAUGAAGAUAUUGGACAGUUUGAUCUGCAGGAUCCAUUGGAGGAGUCAACUACCUCAUUAGUGUCCUCUUCAACCUCUGCCUAUUCUUCCUUUCCAGUAGAUGUGGUUGUGUAUGUGAGAGUGCAGCCUUCCCAGAUCAAGUUUAGCUGCCUACCAGUUUCACGUGUUGAAUGCAUGUUGAAGCUGCCCUCAUUAGACCUAGUGUUCUCCUCAAACCGAAGUGACCUUGAGACACUGGGUUCAGCCCAUCCUUCUGAUGCUAAUAUUGGGAAUCUCUCCAUGCCAAGUGGAUCAAAAGCAAACCUGAACAAAUCUGGGAUGACAGGGUCAUCCUCGGGUCUAGGCAGCCCUCUUGGAAGGACUCGACACAGCAGCAGCCAAUCAGAUCUGACCAACUCAAGCAGCAACUCAUCAGGCCUGAGUUUCACAGCUUGCAUGUCUGAUUUCUCUCUGUAUGUUUUUCACCCCUAUGGAGCUGGCAAGCAGAAAUCUGGAGUCUCUGGUCUUACUCCAGGUUCCAGUGGUUUAGGACAUGUGGAUGAAGAGCCCACAUCAGUGACAGGCCGGAAAGAUUCUCUUAGUAUUAAUCUGGAAUUUGUCAAAGUCAGUUUGUCCAGAAUGAGACGUUCUGGUGGAACUUCUUUCUUUGAAAGUGUGUCUGCUAACAAAGCUACUAGCAAAAUGGAUACUACCUUAAUAAAUAUCUCAGCUGUCUGUGAUAUCGGUUCGGCCUCUUUCAAGUAUGACAUGCGUCGACUUAGUGAAAUUUUAGCAUUUCCGAGGGCAUGGUAUAGAAGAAGUAUCGCUAGACGCCUCUUUCUUGGUGAUCAGACUAUAAAUGUGCCUGCCUCUGGACCUGGGACUCCUGAUUCAGUUGAAGGAGCCAACCAGCAUCUCUCCCCUGAAUCUUCUCGCAAAGCAUAUUGCAGGACAUGGGAGCAGCCCAGUCAGUCGACCUCAUUCAGUCACAUGGCACAGUCUCCCAAUGUUUUCAGUGAUCACACUGCAAACAACAGUAUGUCUCCUGGAAUAGCAUCACACUCCUUGAAAUCGCCUGCUGUAACCAGAUCGAGAAGCGUUUCAGAUUCCUCCGUGCCACGCAGAGAUUCUGUCACCAAGACUUCAACACCAUCUUUCAGUAAAGCUAGUAAACCAUCCAGCCAGCAGGGGUCACCGUGGGAAACUCUGGUUGUGUUUGCAAUUAAUCUAAAGCAACUGAAUGUUCAAAUGAACAUGAGCAAUGUAAUGGGAAAUACAACGUGGACUACAAGUGGGCUAAAAAGCCAAGGUCGCUUGUCUGUUGGAAGUAACAGGGAUCGAGAAAUCAGCAUGUCUGUUGGGCUGGGGAGGUCUCAACUGGAUUCCAGAGGUGGAGUUGUAGGUGGAACAAUAGAUGUAAACACCCUGGAAAUGGUUGCUCACAUUUCAGAACAUCCUAACCAGCAGCCCAGCCAUAAGAUUCAAAUCACAAUGGGCUCCACUGAGGCUCGUGUGGACUACAUGGGAUCCAGCAUCCUUAUGGGAAUCUUCAGUAAUGCAGACCUUAAGCUACAAGAUGAGUGGAAUGUCAACCUGUACACACCCAUGGACACCAGC
Molecule: messenger RNA, 2964 nt
Organism: Staurois parvus
Lineage: Eukaryota; Metazoa; Chordata; Amphibia; Anura; Ranidae
Source: the annotation of a GenBank genome assembly